CUCUCUCAUCUCCUCUCUCUCUAGCCGUGGCUCAGUUACGGCGUGGCCUCCGUCGACAGCGGACCACGAUUGAGCGAGUGAGAGCGAGAUCGCGUAUAGCAGUAGAUUUAAUGAAUAACAGAUUAUACACAAUAAUUGUCUGUCUUUAUUAUUAUAACUGAAAAUAAAAAUAGAAUAUCGGGUUUAUUGAAGAAAUAAAAAUCUACACAGUUAUGGAAGAAACUGAACUGAAACUCAUCACCGUGAAAAAAUGUGUGAAAUAAUAAUAAUAAUAGAAAAAUGACGCCAAAUUACGAACUCGAACCACUGAACAGUCUGGCAGCAGACGACGUCAGUGCCUUAGUUUCGAAAACAAACGUCUUAAACCGAACGUUUUUUUAGAAGUAAAAAAAAAACGUCGAGGAACAAUGAAUGUUUACGUCGUAAGUCCCGCGAGGCGUCUCUCUAACGUUUCGCUCUCCAGGUAAUUCGAAGAUUAGAGAAAGAGAGAGAGAGUUAGAGAAAGGGAGUUAGAGACGGAGCGAGAGAUAGAGAGAGAAGGGGAAGGAAACCCAUGUCCCUCGUACGCUCCAAGUCCCUCCCAGGCGUCGGCCCGGAAUGGGACGGCUCCGAGGAGCCGUCCGGGACCUCGCGUUCCGCCGGGGGCACCUCGGGCGGGACUCGGGACUCCGGGGUGGUGGUCGUGCAGUGCGACCAGGCGUCCUUCGCCUCCGACGCCAGGUCCUCCCUCCUGGGCGACCUGAACUCGGGCGUGGCCUGCUCCGAUGCGCCCUCGGAGGUCAACGAGGAAGACGGGAACCACAAGAACAACGACGACCCCAACAAGAAAGCGACCAUCGGCAGGCAUUACUACCCCGAGGGAGGGUGGGGCUGGGUCAUCCUGACGAUGGCGCUGCUGGUGCAGAUCUCAUCCCACGGGUUUCAUCAGGCGACGGGGCUCCUCAUCCUGCAUAUGGUGAAGGAGUUCCCUUCCAUAUCCUACAUCUCCGCAAUGAAUCAUAGUUCUGAGGAAUUGAGGGUCACUGUUGAACAAGUGAGUCUCAAUACUGAGGAAUAUUGGAUCACUGUUGAAUCAUAA
Messenger RNA from Macrobrachium nipponense, 1078 nucleotides. RefSeq lists its product as uncharacterized. The record is from RefSeq and is a predicted model, not a curated record. Bases 554 to 1078 code for a protein of 174 amino acids. The transcript is spliced from 3 exons. Lineage: Eukaryota; Metazoa; Arthropoda; Malacostraca; Decapoda; Palaemonidae.